This is a messenger RNA of Schistosoma turkestanicum, 1617 nucleotides long. The record is from the annotation of a GenBank genome assembly. NCBI's taxonomy places the organism in Eukaryota, Metazoa, Platyhelminthes, Trematoda, Strigeidida, Schistosomatidae.
UAAAGGAACAUGAAAAAUUUAAAGUAUCGGUUUGUUUCUUUAUUUUAAUAUCCGCCUAUAAUACCUUAACGGUGGCGCCAUUUUGGUCCUUUUGCGAAUAAGGUAUAUUAACAUGAUGCGCCCGUUUGUGGAUUCGAAGGCAGACCAGGACAAAAAGCUAUUCAUUGGUGGCUUAAGUCCGAAAACUGAUGAGGAAUCACUCAAAAGUUAUUACAGUCAGUGGGGCGAAAUCAUUGAUGUCGUCGUCAUGAAGGAUCCUAAAUCCCAUAAAUCCCGAGGCUUCGGCUUUGUGACGUAUAAAGAUUCUUCUUCCGUUGAUGCUGCGCAAAACAAUCGCCCGCAUGCUGUAGAUGGGAAAGAGGUAGAUACCAAGCGUGCUAUGCCCAGAGAGGAAACAAGCCCAGAAGUUCAUGCUGCAGUUAAGAAAAUAUUUGUAGGUGCCUUGAAGAAAGAUGUGACAAAUGAUGAUCUAAGUGAAUACUUUUCUCAGUUUGGAACUGUUACUGAUGCACAGAUUGUUAUGGCUAAAGAUACAAAUACUUCCCGGGGGUUCGCCUUCGUUAGUUUUGAUGAUACAGACGCAGUAGACAAAAUUAUUUUAGCUCGACCACACAUUAUUAAAGAAUCCAAAGCAGAUGUACGUAAAGCACUCAGCAGAGAGGAAAUGAAUAAAAUGAGGUCGAAACCUCCACCUAUGAGAGUAGAUUAUAAUGGUGGUGGCUGGCACGACAAUACAAACGGUGGUUUCCAGCCCCAGCCAUGGGAUCAGGGCUAUAAUCAACCUUAUCCACAACAGCAACAACCCUACGCUUAUAACGGGUCAGGAUAUGGUUAUGGUGGUUACGAUGGAGGUUGCCCUUCAGGUGGUUGGCCUAAUAACGCUGAUGGGUUCGGUAAUUAUCAACAACAAGCCUAUGGUGGUGGUCCGAUGAGAGCGACACCUGCAAAUGCACAGUAUUCCCGUCCUGCCCCAUAUGCCGGAAACGGUUGGCAACAACGUUGAAGUUAAGUUUGUUAUUUCAAGACCAAACGCCUAGUGCAUUUUGACAACUUUUUAUCACUUGCUGUAAAAUAUACAAAUCAGUUAUUCUGCUAUUGCCUUGUACUCCCAGCCGCUUGACGCUAAUGUUGAGAAGCUAGUUAGGUCACUUGGAAAAAGAUUAGUUAUGGGACAUUUGCGACUCGUCUCAUCGAUUCACAGUUGCACUCAAUAUGGAGAAGAAGUUCCCGUGAGUCACCAUGGAGAACUGGACUGUGUUGCAGCAAGGAGGUUACAAUCAAUUCAAAGGUGGUCAGUAAACAAGACGGUGAGCUGGACUCCUUACUAUCUGGCUUAACGCGAGACGGGUACAAUCAAUUUUCACACCAACCGACGCAACUAAUGAAUUCGAUGGAUUUUCACAUAAUCUGUGUUUUGUUUAGGGAUAUUGGUGAAUAAAAGUUCUUUGUUUCUACCUAAAAGGAUUUUGUUUCAUAGUUUUUGAACAAUAUAACACAUGCAUUUUGAGAGAUUCAAAGCAUUCUUUUCUCUCUUAAAAGUAGUGUUUCUGUUAUUGUCAGACUACCGUUGGCAAUUUCAGUAAAUUCUGGUUUCGCACUGUCACAUUCAUUUGUGAA